Molecule: messenger RNA, 327 nt
Organism: Propithecus coquereli (Coquerel's sifaka)
Lineage: Eukaryota; Metazoa; Chordata; Mammalia; Primates; Indriidae
Product: remodeling and spacing factor 1-like
Exons: 3
Coding region: 1-297 (98 amino acids)
Biological process (GO): regulation of DNA-templated transcription
Cellular component (GO): RSF complex
Source: RefSeq, a predicted model, not a curated record
AUGGCGACGGCGGCGGCAGCGGCGGCGGCGAUGGCUCCUCCGGGCUGCCCGGGUUCGUGCCCCAACUUCGCAGUAGUCUGCUCCUUCUUGGAGCGCUACGGGCCGCUGCUAGAUCUGCCUGAGUUGCCGUUCCCCGAGCUGGAGCGGGUGCUGCAGGCGCCGCCGCCAGACGUCGGCAACGGAGAAGUACCAAAAGAAUUGGUGGAGCUCCAUUUGAAGUUGAUGAGGAAGAUUGGUAAAUCUGUUACAGCAGACAGAUGGGAAAAGUAUUUGAUCAAGGUUAGGAGGAGCUGCUGAAAUGAGAGAAAGCUUCCUGGACUGACUUUU